AAUAAUCAUUUGUCUUCGUAAUUGCUGCAUAGUAUUUUUUUUUCUUGUCUGCUGGCCGUAGUUUUGUUUCAAUCAUCAAACCACUAGCUGGACAAAAAAAAAGUGCUUUGUGAAUAAAAAUCCACUGUGAGUUGUUUAAUGUGAAUAAGGGGGUUAAUAUCAUGAAAUUAAAAUGAAGCAGAAUCUUCAUCAAAUAAUUCGACCACUAGUCCUCCUCCUAAUCUUCACAUCAUUCUGUGGCAUGAUGGCAACAACCACCCGAAAGUCCAGAGUAUCGAGAAGAUUAGAGGCUUGUUGCUACUACGUCACCCAUGGAUACUACCCCGACUACAUCACCUACUACACCCCAGAGGAAUUAAAUGAGUACAAAUUGUGGAGUGAGACUGACAAGGAUAUUUUACAAGUGUGCAAUCUCAGUGAAAAUGGGGAAGAUAUUCAAAUAUCUCGUCCCCCUGGGCAUGAUGGUGAGAAUUCACUGGCAAAUGAUACCACGAUCCAUGCACAAGCACAACCAUCUCACGAAAUUGAUGAAAAGUCGCAAGUUUAUGUGAAAAAUAGCAUCCCAAAUCACGUCACACUUCAGCCAAAUAUUGUGCCGGAAGAAUCCUCAAAAAUGGAAAAUCCUGAAAGUUGCAAAUUGGUCAAACAAGUCACAGUCUCAAUAAAUUUCUACGUAAGCGUAAAUCCUCACACAGGAAGUAUCGAAAUUAUGCAUGUGAAAAGUGACACAAAAAGGUAAACUCUCUUUACAAUCUCCGACAAAACAUUAAUGGAAAAUGGAGGGAGAGGAAAAGCGAAAAUAAAAGGGAAAGUGCCAAAAGCAUCGAGUGGAAGAGGAUCAAGCAGCAAAAAAACGAGUAUACUGAACACGCUGAGCAUUAAAUAUUCAAAUUUACAUAAGAAAAUCAGGAAAAUUGACAUAAUUUGUGGCAUAACUUAAAUAUGUAUGAAAAAGGAAUAUAAUGGAGUGGAAAUUGUAAUUGAAUGUUAUAUAUGGCUGAGUAAUAAAUCAUUUUCCUGACGA
Messenger RNA from Phlebotomus papatasi, 1024 nucleotides. RefSeq lists its product as uncharacterized. NCBI's taxonomy places the organism in Eukaryota, Metazoa, Arthropoda, Insecta, Diptera, Psychodidae. Bases 173 to 739 code for a protein of 188 amino acids. The transcript is spliced from 3 exons. The record is from RefSeq and is a predicted model, not a curated record.